AUGGGAGACGCUCAGUCUGCGCAACGGGAGAGCAAGAAUGACGCGGCGGCUGAGGAGGAGAGCGGAAAAGUGGACGAUGCUCGGCCUGGGCAGGAUACUUCCGACAAGCCUCUCAGUAAUAAUGGGCAAAUAUCUGAGGUCAGUGGAAAUGCAGACAGCACUAUAGCAGAAGUUAAUUGUCACUGUGAGGAGGAGAUCACUGCAGAGGCUUUCCUUUCUCCAGAUGAAGAAGUUUCAGAAACAACAAAGCCACCGAGAGAAGACGAAAUACCAGUAGAAAAUGUUGAAAAUAAUGAAGAAGAAUCACCUAAUGACGUUGAUGUUAAUGAAGACUUGGCCCGGGAAAUGACUGAAAUGGAUGCAAAGCAAAAUGACAUCAAUGAAAGUUUUAAGAGAUUUUUCAGUAACAUCGGUUUGAAACUGACGGUAAAAAGAGGCUCGGCUGGAAAAGCUGAACUAGAAAAAGAUGUGCUUGAUGAGACCAACGAGGAAGAAUCAAAUAGAUCAGAAGACGUCGGGAAUACUGCAAAGGAAACCAAAAGUGAGAAUGCUGAACAGAAUAUUGAUCUGAAUGCAGCACAGGAGACUUAUGACAAUGAUUCAACAACAUGUCCUACCCUGACAGAUGUUACAUCGGAGGACGUUCUAGAACAUCCAGAGGAAAAAACAACAGAGGCCAAAGAGGAAGUUGAAUCUGAUCAUGUAGAUGCAGCAACAACUUCACCUGUAGAUGAAGAUAUAAAGGCACAACAGGAUGCCACACUUGAAGAAGACCUACAUCCAACAUCUCCAUCUAGUUCUGAAGCAGAGAUGGUUGUAUCUCCAAUUAAACGUUUUUUUACAACUGGAAUCUUUUCUGGACUACGGAAGAAAAAGAGGUCCAUAGAUGAUGAGUUAAUUGAGAAAGAACUGUUGGAGUUUGGGAAAAAGGAAACAGUAGAGACAACAGAAAAAAACGUAGAAGUACAACAGGAUAAAGAGGCGACUAGUCCAUGUGUGGAGGCAGCUGCAGUUGAGGCAGAACAUGAAGAAGACGAACUUAAAGAGGAGAUCCUGUCUGCAGCAUCAGCUCCGAUGACGGAUGACGGGAAAUCACCUCCCACAGAUCCAGCAACCAUUACUGUCAACGAGCCUGAAAUGAUGAGUUCUCAAGAGAAAGUUCAAGCCAGUCCUCUGAAAAUGCUCCUAUCAGGGUCUAGUAUAAAGAAACUCUCCAAAAAGCAGAGAGGCAGGAAAUCAAGUGACACGAAGCUGUCAGACUCUGGAGAACACUUUUCAGAUCAGCUCAUGUCAUCUACCGAGUCAGAUGAGAAACGGAAAGAAGAAAGUCCUACGCAACACUCUGAAGAGGCAGCAGGAGAUGAGGAUGGUGCAUGGGCUUCUUUCAAAAAACUUGUGACUCCAAAAAAGCGUAAGAAGAGGUCCUCAUUGACCAAUGAAGAGACACAAAUCCCAGGCUCAGUAGAGGAAACAAAACCAAGUGAAGGAGAGCAAAUAUCAGAUCGCAGCACUGAUGAAGGCAAAAAAAGAAAAGAUUCAUCUGUCUCAUGGGAAGCUGUUCUGUGUGGAUCUGGACGGAGAAGCCGAGGCCGAAAAACAUCAGACUCCGAGGAUGAAAUGCCCCAAGCUGAACAUGACAGUAAGAAGCAAGAGUCGCCACUAGAAAGUUCUAACGAGGUCAGUUUAAUUUCAUCCUUUUCCCCCAAACAAGCAGGAAGUCCCUCAGAGGGUGAUGGAGGAUCAACAUGGAAAUCGUUUAAAAAACUCGUCACCCCCAAAAGGAAAGCCAAAGAUGAGGAAGAAAGCAAAGAUAAUAUAGAGUCUGAUACUGAAGUUACUCAGGAUGAUUCCUCCUUUUCAAUAAAGAAACUUCUCCCAGGUCAAAAAAAGAGGAAGUCUGCUGAAAAGCAAGAUCAGGUAUCUUCAGAUGAGGCUGAUAAAGAAGUAGUUUCAGGUGAUGAAGAUUUCGAGACACCAGCUGUGGUUCCAUUGUCUGAGUUUGAUACAAUUGAAACAGGAGUUCACAUAAAAAAACAGGCUGAUGUAGAAAGUCAUGUACCCAAGGAAGCAGACUAUGAACUGCAGCAAGACCUCCUUGAACAAAUGGCUGAACCAGUCCAAUCUUGUGACAGUCCGCAAACUGAAGCAGAUAGAGUCCAAGACAACCAGGAUACUUUAGAAAAUGAGGCAUCUACAGCUCCUGCUUCAAAUGAAGAACCUGAGGACGUUACAGAAUUAAUCAGUAAGCAUCAACAACUCAGUGAUAUUCCAGAGGAGGGUAUAAUUACAGAGACCAUAGCCACUCCAACUUCAGUCACUGAAGAGGCAGCUAGAGAUGACACUAUAGCAGAGGAUCUGAUAGAGAUCACAUCUGAAGCCAUAACUGCUCCAGAGCCUGUAGACAUUACCUUGGCAGAUGAAACUGAGAUGAUCUCUGCAGUUUCCCAGCUAUCAGAGUCUUCAAAAACAUCUGGCAACACAACACCAGUCCCAGCAGAGUAUGACGCCAAAGAUACAAUGGAGCUCCUGCAACAGGCUGUUGAAACCAUCUCCAUAAUCCCAAAGGCAGUUCCAGUGUGUUCAGAUGAGGUAAACUCAGAAAGAAUAAUUGGAUCUGUCUCACAUCAAAUACUUGAAUCAUUUGUAAAAGAGCAGACAAAAAUUCUGGAAAUACACAGGAGAUCAGACACAACUGCCUUUAACACAGGUCUAAAUGUUGAAGAACUGGAUGUUAUUAAUGAAUUUACAGCAACAGCCCAAACAGAAAAUAUAUCUGAAGUCAACGAAGCUGUUUCCACAGAAAUUGUAUCUGAAGUUCCUACUGAGGUGUUUGACGAAGCUGAAAUUGCUGUAGAUGAAGUUCAUGACGUCAAUAUUUCAAAUCCAGAAGGAAGCACAAAAGAAAUAGAAAGUACUGAUGAGAGCCAGCAUAUGGUGGGAAGCCAAUCUGAGGUAAAUGAAGCUGUGUCUAUAGAGACAUUACCACAAGGUGAAGAGAUUGUUGCAGAUGAAGGCUCUCUAGUUGGGGCCCAUCAAGAUGAAAAAGAGCCCCUAAAAAUUGACUUUCAAGAAGCAGAAUCAGUGGCUACAAUAGCAGAAGAAAGUAAGGAUGGAGGUGUGCAGCAGGAAGUCCAAACUCAGACACAAAAGGAAGAUCAAAUCUUACUCAAUAUCACUGAUCAAGUUCAAGUUGAGGAUAAAGAUCAACCAGUAGUAGAGGUGGAGGAGUUACAGGAAUUAGCAGCUGUCACAUCAGAUUCAGAGGAGGGUAGUGUUCAAUCACUUGAAAAAGAAGUUGUAUCAAAGGCCCUUCCAGAGGCAGAAACUGUUACAGAUGAACCCAAAGAGGAAACAGAGCCUCUCACUGCAGUCAGUGAGUCAGUGGAUGCUUUCGAAACUGAACAUGUUCAAGAACCGGAGAUAUUAGAAGCUUCACAAGUUAUAAAAUUAGAUUCAGAACAGGGUAGUGUCCAAUCACUUGAAAAAGAAGUUGUAUCAAAGGCCCUUCCAGAGGCAGAAACUGUUACAGAUGAACCCAAAGAGGAAACAGAGCCUCUCACUGCAGUCAGUGAGCCAGUGGAUGCUUUCGAAACUGAACAUGUUCAAGAACCGGAGAUAUUAGAAGCUUCACAAGUUAUAAAAUUAGAUUCAGAACAGGAUUAUGUCCCAAUUACACAUGAACCCAAGCAUGAGGUGCAUCUCAGUGCAGUGCAAGCCAGUGUUGAGGGAGAAAAAGUAGGUGAACUUUCAGGUGCUGAGAUAAGGAGUGCUGCUGUUGAGCAUUGCAAGGGGGCACAAGUGAUCAAGUGUUAUCCAAAAGACGUGUCAGCGGUGAUAUCUGAUGUUUUGAUAGAGAAAACUUCAGAGAUUCAUGAACCCUUGUUAGACUCAGUGGCAAAUGAGCAGGAGUUCAAGGAGACAAUUGAGACUGCAAUACCAUUAGUGAAAGAUGUUACUCAGACAGCUGAGGGAGGCAGUGCGGUGAUGAUGAUGAAUGUGCCAUCUAUACAGUUUGAGGACAACCACAGAAUUCAAGUGCAGCUGGUCGAUGUCGAUAUCAAAUCAGCUGAGACAAUUGUUGACACAGCACUAGAGGUAGGGGUAACAGAAGCCAAAGUAGUUAGAGAUGUUUGUCAUGAAACAAAUAAAGAUGUAGACAAGUUCUCUGCCACAUUGGAGACUGAAGAGAAAUUAACUAAUAAGGAAAACAAGGUGACCAUUCAAGAAGUUAUUCAAAAUGUAAAGGUGAAUUUACCGGAGACAUUACCUGAAUCAGUGCUUGUCAAUCUUGAACAAGAAGUUAUAAAACAGACAGAUGCUGUGACAGAGGCAAGUGAGAUACCUGAAAGUGAGUUAAGUGAAGUGGAGGAUCAAAAAGUGAUGGAGGAUAGUAUUGGAACUUUCAGGGAAAGAGGAGAUGAAGCAUAUGCUGUCAUCAGUGAUGACUCUGCAACUGAACAGCAAGUGUUUGAGGAUCUCAGGAAAACAUCUGAUAUUCCAGGAAGUUCAGUCUUGAUCCCUGAUCGCAAAGAGGAUUUGGAGGAGCCUAAAGCUAAACUGGAAGAAUCUGAAGCAGAUGUAACAACUGAAGAGGUCAAAUUGUCAUCAGAUGAUUUAGAUGUGAAGAAAAUUAAAGAGGAAGCACAACUUCCACAAAUUGCCCAGAGUGAGAUUGUAACACCUAGUAACACUGGAUCAGUAGUCCCCCAAAACACUGGAAUAAUCUCAUCAAUAGGUAAUGUGGAGUCCCCUUCUAGCCUUUCUUUAGAAUUCAAACUUAACAUACAGUUUGGGCAAGCAAAGGCAACAGCUUCUCCACCACCCACACCAGAGAGAAUUGAACCAGUUAAAAAGACAGUUGUGUCUGAGGUUGGUGUUCAGGCAGAACCCAAAAAGCAAACAAAUCCAACACAAAGCGCUGAGAGCCAGAAACAGACAGAGUUAACUGAGGUCGCUGUUCAGGCACCAAAAAUCGUAAAACCAGAACCAGUUAACUUAGAUACAACAGAAAGAGCAGGGAUCAUGAAUCAACCAGUACUACUGGAUGUUGGCAUGGCAGCAAUAGUAACUGUAGAUCCAGUAGAACAAAUCAAAUCAACAGAGAAAGUAACCCCCAACAUCCAAGUGACACAAACAAUACAAACAGUAAGGCAAAGAGAGAAAAGAGAAGUGUUCCUGAGUCAGCCAGUAAUCUCUGAAGCUUGUGACCAAGAAACAAAAGCAGAGGAACCUGUUGAACAAACAGAGGAGGAAAUGGACCCGGAUGUGUGGAUGGAUGCUGAGGAAAACAUUUAUGCUAAAGAGGCAACAGAAGUGUCC
Xiphias gladius (swordfish) is the source of this 5319-nucleotide messenger RNA. RefSeq names its product A kinase (PRKA) anchor protein 12a (gene akap12a). The record is from RefSeq and is a predicted model, not a curated record. The transcript has 4 exons. Gene Ontology annotation, biological process: signal transduction; regulation of protein kinase C signaling. Gene Ontology annotation, cellular component: cytoplasm. Gene Ontology annotation, molecular function: protein kinase A binding; calmodulin binding. NCBI's taxonomy places the organism in Eukaryota, Metazoa, Chordata, Actinopteri, Istiophoriformes, Xiphiidae. The annotation marks the transcript as partial.